AUGUCGUUGAUGCGAGCUGGUGGGCCCUCCGCCAUGGGGUUGGCCUGCACGCGCACCCUUCGAUCCGCAUACGCCCUCAAUGCCCGGUACCUGAGCUCCUCCGCCACCCGUCAAGCAGCCGGAGACGUCAAGACCACCACUCAAGAUGCCCCCGCGACACCAUCCACCGGAAGCGCUAUAACCCGCAAAGAGUCUGCCGGUGAAUCAAUCCCACGCCAUCAACCAGACUAUAACGCCACCGUUGACCACGGCACUUCCCUGUUCUCCCCCGUCCCCAAGCGAGUUAUGGAUGGAAGUGAGCCAAGCGAAGUUGUUGCUGCCGCUGUUCUCUCUGGUGCUCCAACAGACCUCCAGGCCCGAACAGUUAGCUCCAAACCGGCCACCCAAUCCGGCACCUGGCGUAGCCACCACUGGAGGAUGGACUGGGAUGUGCUAUCCAAGGGCCACCGCUGGGAAAAUCCAUUGAUGGGAUGGCAAUCCUCCGCAGAUGCCAUGCAGGGAACCCAUCUCAACUUCAGAUCGAAAGAAGACGCAAUUCGAUUUGCUGAGAAGCAAGGCUACGAGUAUUUUGUUCAGGAACCAAAUGAGCGUGUCUUCCGGCCCAAGGCUUAUGCCAACAAUUUCCUACACGAGGCCGGGAAGCUCAAAUACAUCAAAACUAAAUAA
Microsporum canis CBS 113480 is the source of this 666-nucleotide messenger RNA. Its product is annotated as NADH-ubiquinone oxidoreductase subunit. The transcript has 3 exons. Gene Ontology annotation, biological process: electron transport chain. The coding region runs from base 1 to 666 and encodes 221 amino acids. The record is from RefSeq and is a predicted model, not a curated record. NCBI's taxonomy places the organism in Eukaryota, Fungi, Ascomycota, Eurotiomycetes, Onygenales, Arthrodermataceae.